UAGCUGCUGGUUGGAGAGCCAAGGCCUCUGAAGAUCUGGAAUCGCCUAUCUUCGGGGAACAGUGAGGGCUGUUUGGUGCUGAGUGCGAAGAGGCACUAGGACAGUCAAAAGCCAGCAGGCAAGAGUUUUUCUGACUCUCGUGGAGCGUGGUGGGGACAGCGGCCGAACACGCUGGGCCCCUUCUUGCUGACGGCCGAAGGUUUCCUGUCACAGGAAGUUGGGCCAGGCCGCUGGGAAAGAGAAGGGAAGGAACCAUGAGAAAGCGGUGACGGCCCCCCGCCCGUAGGUGACUGUCCCAUCCAGUGAGUUGAAUGUAGCGGCCCGGAGGUGCUUCGCCGCCCGCACGGGCUAGACCGUUGGGUUUCCCGCACAGGUGAGACGAGGAGGAGCAAGAUCCAGACUCCAGUGAAAGAAAACAGAGGUUGGAAGCCGAGCUAUCUCCAGAUCUAGUUUCUCCAGGGAUUUGUUUUAUAAAGCAAUGGGAAAUCCAGAAAACAUAGAAGAUGUAUACAUUGCUGUCAUUCGUCCAAAGAAUACUGCCAGUCUCAAUUCUCGGGAAUACAGAGCUAAGUCAUAUGAAAUUUUGUUGCAUGAAGUUCCCAUUGAAGGACAGAAAAAAAAGAGAAAGAAAGUUUUGCUAGAAACUAAACUUCAAGGCAAGAGUGAAGUAACUCAAGGCAUAUUGGAUUAUGUAGUAGAAACCACCAAACCAAUUUCUCCUGCAAACCAGGGUAUCAGAGGAAAACGAGUGGUACUCAUGAAGAAAUUUCCUCUGGAUGGGGAGAAGAUGGGCAGGGAAGCAGCAUUAUUUAUUGUACCAUCAGUCAUCAAAGAUAAUACUAAAUAUACAUAUACUCCAGGAUGCCCAAUUUUUUACUGCUUCCAAGACAUUAUGCGAGUCUGUAGUGAAUCCAGCUCUCACUUUGCUACCCUUACAGCAAGGAUGUUAAUAGCCUUGGAUAAGUGGUUAGAUGAACGUCAUGCACAGUCUCACUUUAUUCCAGCUCUAUUUCGACCAUCUCCUCUUGAACGGAUAAAAACUAAUGUCAUAAACCCUGCAUAUGCUACUGAAUCAGGUCAGACAGAAAAUUCACUUCAUAUGGGCUAUAGUGCACUAGAAAUAAAGAGCAAAAUGUUAGCCCUAGAGAAAGCAGAUACCUGUAUUUACAAUCCUUUAUUUGGAUCAGAUCUUCAGUAUACAAACCGGGUAGAUAAAGUGGUAAUAAAUCCAUACUUUGGUCUAGGAGCUCCAGACUACUCAAAAAUCCAAAUUCCCAAACAGGAAAAAUGGCAGAGAAGCAUGAGCAGUGUCACAGAAGACAAGGAACGACAAUGGGUAGAUGAUUUUCCUCUCCAUCGAAGUGCCUGUGAAGGAGAUUCAGAACUACUAAGCCAUCUUCUCAAUGAAAGAUUUUCAGUCAACCAGUUAGAUAGUGACCACUGGGCGCCCAUUCAUUAUGCAUGCUGGUAUGGAAAAGUUGAGGCUACUCGCAUAUUGUUAGAGAAAGGAAAGUGCAAUCCAAACCUUUUAAAUGGACAGCUUAGUUCUCCCCUUCAUUUUGCUGCUGGCGGAGGACAUGCUGAAAUAGUACAGAUUCUCCUAAGCCAUCCAGAAGUUGACAGACACAUAACAGACCAACAAGGGCGAUCCCCUUUAAAUAUUUGUGAAGAAAACAAACAGAAUAACUGGGAAGAAGCUGCAAAAUUAUUGAAAGAAGCCAUUAACAAACCCUAUGAAAAAGUUCGAAUAUACAGAAUGGAUGGAUCAUACCGUUCUGUUGAACUGAAACAUGGAAAUAAUACUACAGUUCAGCAGAUAAUGGAAGGAAUGCGUCUUUCUCAAGAAACACAGCAAUAUUUCACUAUUUGGAUCUGUUCAGAAAACCUCAGCCUUCAACUCAAGCCUUAUCAUAAACCCUUACAACAUGUUCGUGACUGGCCAGAAAUACUUGCUGAAUUGACUAAUUUGGAUCCCCAAAGGGAAACACCACAGCUUUUCCUAAGAAGAGAUGUGAGACUUCCUUUGGAAGUUGAAAAAAAGAUUGAAGACCCACUAGCUAUUCUUAUUCUCUUUGAUGAAGCCAGAUAUAAUUUACUGAAGGGCUUUUAUACAACUCCUGAUGCUAAACUGAUAACACUGGCAAGUCUACUGUUGCAAAUAGUUUAUGGAAAUUAUGAGAGUAAGAAACACAAGCAAGGUUUCCUGAAUGAAGAAAAUCUAAAAUCCAUUGUACCUAUUACCAAAUUGAAAAGUAAGGCACCUCAUUGGACAAAUCGAAUACUUCAUGAAUACAAGAAUCUUAGUACAAGUGAGGGUAUCAGUAAAGAAAUGCAUCACCUUCAGCGCAUGUUCUUACAGAAUUGUUGGGAAAUUCCUACAUAUGGAGCAGCUUUUUUCACAGGACAGAUAUUUACCAAGGCAAGCCCCAGCAAUCAUAAAGUCAUCCCUGUGUAUGUAGGAGUGAAUAUAAAAGGACUUCAUCUCCUUAACAUGGAAACCAAGGCUUUGCUUAUAAGUCUUAAAUAUGGUUGUUUUAUGUGGCAGUUGGGAGAUGCUGGUACAUGUUUUCAGAUCCACAGUAUGGAAAACAAAAUGAGUUUUAUAGUACACACAAAACAGGCUGGCCUUGUGGUAAAACUAUUAAUGAAACUAAAUGGACAGUUAAUCCCCACUGAAAGAAAUUCAUGAGAGGAGAACAGCUGAUACUUAAGCGACCACAUUUUGUGAUGCAGAUUUUUUCCAUGAAAGAUUUAUUCAACUAUUACUUUUAACAAGGCAUUUAGUCUCUUGUAAUAUAUAUGUAUACUUCUAUAUUGUACAGAAUCUGUACUUAUGUUUGGUGUGUAAUAUACCAACUAGUUUUAUAUUAUAUUCUCAUAAGCUAUUCUAAUUUUUUAGAAAAACACACAAAAGGUGUAGAAGAUUGAUAGUCUGUAUAACAUUAGAUAAAAUAAUAACCUUUAUAAAAGUUAUUUUUGGUAAAUGGUAAAGAAUUUGAAGUGGAAUGUGAUGAAAUUCAGCUAUAGCUUUAGUAUUACUGUGUCAUUUCAAAAUAUACUGAAAGUAACAUGAUUUAAAUAAAGAAAAUUGUUUUCUACUUAAACCAUA
Molecule: messenger RNA, 3109 nt
Organism: Manis javanica (Malayan pangolin)
Lineage: Eukaryota; Metazoa; Chordata; Mammalia; Pholidota; Manidae
Gene: KRIT1
Product: KRIT1 ankyrin repeat containing
Biological process (GO): negative regulation of angiogenesis; regulation of establishment of cell polarity; cell redox homeostasis
Cellular component (GO): plasma membrane; cytoskeleton
Molecular function (GO): protein binding
Source: RefSeq, a predicted model, not a curated record